CGAGCGUUCCUCUCCUCGCGGCCGACGCUUUCUGCCGCAGCCUCCACCGCGGACGCAGCGGACCGAGGCCUCCUCUGUCACCGACGGACGGGUCCGACGGCUUAGCCUUCGUCCGUAGCUUCCUUCCGCCGCCGCUGGCAGUUCCUUAUACCGUCGAGGGAGAGGACCGCAGCUUCCUCCACGACUGACGUACACUUCGGAAGCUUCGUCCGUCCACGACGUCGCCGUCCGCCGCUGUCGCAACUGCCGUCCGCAGCUUCCUCCGUCACCGCUGCCUUCUCCUUCCCUACUGUCAACCAUCGCCAUCGAAACCCUAGGGUUGGAUCGACAUCGGGCACCAUGAUCCCGGGAGGUCAGAGCUUAGUUUCGUCACCUCCUGUCUUCUCGCAUGAUGGCAAGAAGCUCCUGGUGUGCACUGGUUGCACUGUCUCCAUCUUCAGCACCUCUACCGGCAUGAAGAUUAUGGAAUUGGAGGGUGGUCACACUGACCGUGUCACGUCGGUUGUCGUUGUUCCAGUAGCCGCGCCCUCGAGUAAGUUCAUCAGCUACUGCUGGACAUCAUCGAUAGAUGGGACCAUCUGUUACUGGGAUUUCUCUGUGCCUGAGUUGAUAAAGAAGGUGAAGGUCCAGCUUCCAAUCCAUUCGAUGGUCAUUCCGAAUAUUUCAUGCACACCCAUUGGAAGCAGUGAGAAGACAUCUAAUCAUUAUGCAUUUAUAUCAGUUGAAGAUCCAACCAUAUCAGCUGAUGAAAAUAAGGCAUUUCGUGGGCAGAUCCAGAUUUACAAUUUAACAAAGUCACGUCGUGUUAGAGGAUUGUUGGCUGAGACCAGAAAACCAGAGUUAUUAUCUGUGAGUAAAAAUGGGGAAUUCUUAGGUAUAACGAACAAAAGAAAACUUGACAUUUGGAAGAUUCCUUCAAAUGAUUUUAGGAUUGAAGAAAUAAAAAAGAUCAAGCUGCAUCACACAAAGAAGUUGACUGCUUUAGCAUUUCAUCCAAAACUGAGAAUGGUGGCUGGAGGUGAUGUAACAGGAAGGAUCUUGAUGUGGAUUGGUUUUGGGAGAAGAAAAUUCUCAGGAGAUUCACAAGCAACCAAUAAGAAAAAGAAUUUAACUGAUGAAGAAAAGCCUGGGGUGAGGAACAAUGAUGAUGCUGAUUCCUGCUCGACAUGGCAUUGGCACCCUAGUGAGAUUAAGUUUCUUUCCUUCUCUUCUGAUGGAGCUUAUUUGUACUCAGGUGGAAAGGAAGGAGUCAUUGUGGUUUGGCAGAUCGACACUGGAAAGAAAAAAUUCAAGCCACGUUUAGGAUCACCACUUUUAUACUUUACUGAAUCUCCAGAUCCUUCUCUUUCUUGCGUAACUUGUGCAGAUAAUCACAUCCAUCUGUUAAAAAUGCCUACAAUGGAGAUCACAAAGUCUAUUGCUGGAAUCAAGCUUCCUUUCUCAUAUCCUGUUGGACAUAAAGGCUUGUGCACACAAGUUGCAUAUGAUGAGACAGCUGGGUUAAUUGCUGUGCUGACUGAAGAUUAUUGUGUACAGUUCUUUAGUUUGUUUGAUAACCAUGAGGUUUCACAGGUGCAAGUGUGCAAAAGAAAUUUCCAACCCGUGGAUGAUGUCACGCUAUAUGUGGCUCUAGUCUCUGUUUCCCUUGAUGGCUCCCUAAUGGGCACAGUUGAUGUUAAGAUUCCUGAAGAUGGAUUAGGUGGACUUGUAAGUCUGAAAUUUUGGAUGCGUGGCUCUCGGAUUGCAGAGUACUCAUUGUCAACUGUCAUUUAUGAGCCUCACAGUGAUGCUGAAAUUUCUUCUCUUGCAUUCCGUCCUGGACAUUGCAUGGCUGUCACAUCUUCUUUUGGUGGUGAUUUUAAGAUUUGGAUUCAUAAUUUGGGCAUCAAGUUAAAUGAUCAGUUGCACCAGAAAACUGGUUGGCGAUGCCAAUCUGUUGGUUCAUAUAAGGGUAGACCUAUGACAGCUGCAGCUUUUUCUGCUGAUGGAUCUGUUCUAGCUAUUGCAGCAGAGUCUGUAGUUACAUUAUGGGACCCUGAUAGCAAUGUACUUGUGGCUGUAAUUGGAGAUACACAUUCGCCAAUCACGUCGUUGUCAUUUAUCGGGAAUUCGGAGUAUCUGGUGUCACUUACAGGUGGUUCAACACCACAGUUAGCUGUUUUGAGUACUUCAAAAUUAAGAUUGUCUUGGUCAUACAAGCUUGUUGCAGAGGCCUUAAGCAGUUCUCGUGAUACAUCUCAAUUUUCUGUACUAGUGCUUCUCAAUUCACAAUGUGGAAUUGAGAAAGAAAAUGGAGUAAUAUUAUUGUUCGAUGUGGAAGAUCCAGUUCCUGUGGCAACUUGGAUGGUGAAGAAGGCAAAGGGUGGUAGCCUUGCUUUUGUACCUGCUAAUCCAUCUUUUGAUGAAAUCAAAGCUAUGGAUGGAGAAAAACCUUCUUUGCUGGUAUAUGUGAAUGGCGAUCAUGAGUACAUCAUCUUUGAUCCACACAACAUGGACAAUAGAAUUGGCAAGAGUUCUCGAACAAGUCAAAUUGCUUUGGAAGAAGCUGGCAUGUUCGGGUAUGCGUCAAUUUAUGGGGAUCUCUCUAACCUAAAUCCAAAGCAAGACCAAGUUCCAGAAAUCACAUUUGCCCCCUCAGAAAGACCUUGGGAAACCAUAUUCAAUGGAUCUUCCCAUGCUCUUCCACCACUAACCAAACUUUGCUCCACAUUUUUGGCAUCCUUGAUCGAGAAGAAGCCAAGUAUGAAUGAAUGAUACCUUUAAGAUCUUUGGACUCUAAUAUGCAGUCACCACUAUGCAGUCUCCAUGUCUGACACAUGAAGAGUUUACAGAAAGCGAUAAGGCCUUCAAUCAUCAAAAUGGUGGUAUUCAGUCUUUUUUUGACCGCUAAAAAAGAUUCUAUGUUUGUGGCAGCCAGAGGAGCAAAUAUCAAUCUGCUUGCAGAAAGUGGCCAUUGAUUUAUAACGUGUAGAAAUCUCAGGAGGGUGCUCAUGAGCUCAGCUGGGUUCUGAAAAUUUUGUAAUUUAGCUAAUGUGCUUUGUAAAUUGGGAUUCCGAAUUUCCUACUUGUAACUGGCAAUUGUUUUCUUUAAUUUUUGAAACUCUUGAUUCCCAAAUGCAUUGAGUUGAGAUUGAUUUCGAUAAUAUAUUUAUACAUUUAUUUUUGAA
Messenger RNA from Musa acuminata subsp. malaccensis (wild Malaysian banana), 3167 nucleotides. RefSeq lists its product as uncharacterized. Gene Ontology annotation, molecular function: protein binding. Lineage: Eukaryota; Viridiplantae; Streptophyta; Magnoliopsida; Zingiberales; Musaceae. The record is from RefSeq and is a predicted model, not a curated record.